AUGGACAAAUUCAACAAGUAUUGGGAAGAACCCAAUAAUGUGAUGGUGAUCGCUACUAUUCUUGACCCAAGGUACAAGCUGAAAUACAUCAAGUGGGGUUUCUAUAAGAUCUAUGGACAUGAUAAAGCUGCAGCUGAAUAUGAUUUGAUCGAGAUCGAGUUGGCAAAGUUGUAUGAGACAUAUGAUAUGCAUCACCGACAUGAGAAAGCCGAUUCUUAUAGAGCGGGUGCAUCCUCAGCUACAACCAUGGAUACAAGUGCCUCUCUACCCUCUAGUGCUAGCGAGUUCACCUCAUACUUAAGUGAAACUUCUUUGGAGACAACGAAGAAUGAGCUUGACAAGUAUCUUGGCGAGGCAAAUGAGAGCUUGCUAAACAAAAAAUUUGAUGUGUUGAUGUGGUGGAGGCUGAAUGCACAUAGAUACCCCGUCGUGGCAAAGAUGGCGAAGAACUUCUUGACUAUACCGGCCACUUCGGUGUCUGCGGAGUCUACUUUCAGCACCGGGGGUCGAGUUCUAGAUGACUAUAGGAGUUCUCUGAAGCCGUCGAUGGUGAAGGCGUUGGUGUGUGCUUCUAGCUGGAUUAAAGGUGCCCACAAUGACAACGGGAAUUCGAUGAAUAUGGCAGCGGAUGAUGAUGAUGAUGUUGAGAGCAUUCCAUUUCCAAAAAGUGUGGUGGGGAGCAACUAAUUCGAUAUGGCGAUAGCAAAGAGGGUCGGAGGAGAUGCAAUGAUGGAGCGGUGGUUCUUUUGUGUGUUAAAACUUGUUGUUUGAUUGAGCUAUGGCUCAUGAUCUACUUGUUCUAUUAUCUGUUGAACUCAACUAAGUGCAUGUAUUUGUGAACUUUGAUGUAUGACACUUUAUUGGACUAAGUGUAUGCAUGAAUGUACUCUGUGAAACUUAUUACACAAUG
Messenger RNA from Lolium perenne, 910 nucleotides. The record is from RefSeq and is a predicted model, not a curated record. NCBI's taxonomy places the organism in Eukaryota, Viridiplantae, Streptophyta, Magnoliopsida, Poales, Poaceae.